AUGAGCAUCUUAACAGCAGAAAGAUUAGUUAGCCUUGCAUAUAAAUAUCCACACCUCAAAGCAACCUGGUACCUCAUUGCUACUGCUUGCUUGACGGUUGUUAACCAGCCACAGGAGAUCCCCAAAGUCUACCAUUUUGCAUUACGUCAGCAAUUACUUGAAGACCCCUCCCCCACAGGCACUUCAUCAUCUAGUUUGCUUACAGACUAUCACCUUAUAAGGCUUGCGCAGGACUCAAUUAAUUCGGCAAAAAAGUACCAGGAUCUCUCAGCUGUUGGUGUUAAUCUUCCUGACGUUUUAAUUCCUCAUGGCUAUUAUGAAGAACUUCCACUUGCAUUCAAGUUUUCCAAAAACGAAGAUAUACAUCACAUGCAGGAUGAGUUGACUUCGCGAUUUAGAGAAGUUAUUUUGAAAAGUAUUGCUCUUAGUGGGUUACCCAAAGCAAUCAAUGCAUUGAUGAUAUUGAAAACUGUGACACCCUCAAAUCUUAAACCUGGUGUAUACCCAGAAAGACCAUGCAUUGUUAGACCAGGAUAUAUGCCAUCGGCAUCCAUUAUCAGUGAAGAUGCGUGCGGCACGAGCUUUGAAGAUAACUCAGAAGACACAAUCAAUGGCCCAGUAUCUGAGGCAUCUAUCAAUAGACAACAAAUAGUACAGGACUUGGCUAGGGGCUCAAGCUUUUGGCAAAAAGUCUAUGGAAAAAUAAGCGCAAGAGUUAAGAACCAAAUGGCAACGGCAUAUCCCGACUUAUGGGAGUUUGCUUACCUCCACGUGUAUGCACCUUUGCUUAGCUUUACAAAGAUUAUCUCUGCAAAGGAAACAUCGCUUUGCGUGGUUGCUUGCUUAAUACCACAGGAUGUGAACCCUCAGUUGAAAGGACAUUUAAAAGGCGCAGUUAAUAAUGGUGCUACAAAGGAAGAGUUGGAGGAUGUUCGAAAUCUAGUGUUUAGUAUAUGUGAUUGGAGCGGUGGUGUAAAAUGGAAGAAUGGUAAAGAAGGCGUAGCUAAAUUGUAG
Messenger RNA from Lodderomyces elongisporus, 1014 nucleotides. RefSeq names its product carboxymuconolactone decarboxylase family protein. NCBI's taxonomy places the organism in Eukaryota, Fungi, Ascomycota, Pichiomycetes, Serinales, Debaryomycetaceae. The coding region runs from base 1 to 1014 and encodes 337 amino acids. The transcript has a single exon. The record is from RefSeq and is a predicted model, not a curated record. Gene Ontology annotation, molecular function: peroxiredoxin activity.